Messenger RNA from Vanessa atalanta (red admiral), 2059 nucleotides. It is a transcript of the gene CCE-un1, whose product is annotated as carboxylesterase 5A. Lineage: Eukaryota; Metazoa; Arthropoda; Insecta; Lepidoptera; Nymphalidae. The transcript has 11 exons. Gene Ontology annotation, cellular component: postsynaptic membrane; cell surface; synapse. Gene Ontology annotation, biological process: synaptic vesicle endocytosis; chemical synaptic transmission; modulation of chemical synaptic transmission. The record is from RefSeq and is a predicted model, not a curated record. Gene Ontology annotation, molecular function: neurexin family protein binding; signaling receptor activity. Bases 13 to 2019 code for a protein of 668 amino acids.
UAUAAGUUAGUGAUGUCGUGGCUGUGUUUGUGUGCGCUGGUCUUCGCGGUAUCGCCCGCGGCAGCGGUUAUGGGCGGAGCGCCCGCUGCUGCGCCAGAGCCCGAUGCUGCAGUAGUCUUCACGCAAAGACAUGGAUACAGCGGCCGCUUAGAAGGCAUAAAGGACGAUACAAGAGGAUAUUAUAUUUUUGCUGGAAUAAGAUAUGCAGAACCACCGUUGGGUCCUAGAAGGUUUCAGCGACCAGUUCGCCGAUACCUCGCGGGUGAGGUGUCGGCCAAAACGAAUUGCCGGCCUUGUCCACAACUUGACCCUCAAGGUUCGGGACGUGUCGUAGGCCACGAGGACUGCUUAUGUCUUAAUAUUUUCUCCCCUAAAAUGCCAGGAGACGAACAAGGUAGUCCUGUUGUCUUAUUUAUUCAUGGCGGUAACUAUCGAACAGGCUCUAUUGCACCCUAUGGAGGUCAACAUUUUGCUCAAAAGGAUACAAUAGUAGUUACUGCUCAAUAUCGUUUAGGAUCUCUUGGUUUCUUGAGUACAGGGCAAAGGGAUGCAUCAGGAAACACAGGUCUGUUUGAUCUGCGAGCUGCUAUGACAUGGAUCAACGAUUAUAUUGAAUUUUUUGGCGGAGAUAAAUCCCGAGUGGUCGUAAUGGGUCAAGGUUCAGGAGGAAGCGCUGCUUCACUUCUUGCCUUGUCCCCUGAAGGUCGAUCUGCCACUGGAGUAGCUGCUUUGUCUGGAGCACCUCUGUCUCCAGGAGCGAUUAGAGAUGAUCCCAACAAACACGCGGAAACUUUGGCCGAAAAAACGGGAUGUCCAAAAGCUCCUGCCGAGCAACUGCUCAUUUGUUUGAGAAAAAUACCAGCGGAAAAGAUCGUGCUGGUGGAUAAGGAAAUCAGUACGGAUAUGAUAGACACAAAAGCGUUUUUAGAUGAUAUCUCUGGCCGUUCGGGUUCAGGAGCUCGCGUGGAAGGUGAGGAUGAUAGACGUGCAUUACCGCCUCUGGUCUACGAAGCGCCGGCUAAAUCGUUAAAGAUGAAACAGCAGUGUGUCCCCAUGCUCACGGGCGUCGUGUCCGCCGAAACCUCGAGGGCUGUGUUCGGUAAAUACAAUAAAUUCCUGACCGAAAAAUUAACGGCAGUGAAAGACUUUAUCAAGAAAGAUCUCAUCGGGGGUCUCCGAGACGCGGUGACCGAUAUUCAAAAACUACUUCCUGGCGUGCAAAGUGUUUUGCCUCUGCCCGAUUACUACCAGGCAAUAUUCGACAGCUCUUUGAAAGCUGUAGAUGGACUCAGCGAAAUUGUUGAAGCUACAGGAGACGCCUUAUUCAACUUUCCCGCUUACCAAAGCGUUAAAGAGUGGAGUACGGGAGCGCCGGCUUUCCUGUACAGUUUUGAGCACGUCGGGAACCUCAGCAAGGGCAAUCACUUCCUUCCUGGUCUCGCUAUUACCCAGGGAGCAGACAAUCCUACAGAGGGCAUGGACAAAAAGGUGAAGGGUCCGGCUCAUGGCGAUGAAUUGGCUUACCUCUUCGAACCGCUGGAUGAGGAAGGGAAACCUGUUGGCGGGCAAAUCUCGUCAAUGGACGCCAAAGUCCGAGAAUCAUUUGUGGACCUGAUCGUGAAAUUUGCUCAUAAAAUGCCGGCAGAGAACAAAAAUAUGACCAAAAUAUCAAAUAUUUUUGGAUUCUUGCCCUUUUCUGCAGAAAAUGAACAAUAUCUUAAGAUUACUGACAAAAUAACUUUAGACAAAAAUUUCAGAUUCUGUCAAAUGGGUCUUUGGGGUAACAUGGCUGACAGAGUUACUGGUGCGGUUUGUAAAAAUGUAUUAGGUCAGAUUCUUAAUCUUCCAAAGCUCUUGAAUAAUCCAUUGGAUAAAGUAGCUGGGAUUGAUAAACUCGCUGAUCAAACACUUAACCAAGGAUUGUCGUUUUUAACACAAUCAAAGAAUAAAAACCAAAAGAAUCCAUCGGUAAAACCCAUGUGGAGCGAACCUUUCAGCAACCCUUUCGGGUUUUUGUGAUUAUAUUUGUUAAUUUAAAUAAAUAAAUCCAUAUACUUUA